Strigops habroptila (Kakapo) is the source of this 1173-nucleotide messenger RNA. RefSeq names its product interferon regulatory factor 1 (gene IRF1). Gene Ontology annotation, cellular component: nucleus. Lineage: Eukaryota; Metazoa; Chordata; Aves; Psittaciformes; Psittacidae. The record is from RefSeq and is a predicted model, not a curated record. Bases 115 to 1086 code for a protein of 323 amino acids. Gene Ontology annotation, biological process: immune system process; regulation of transcription by RNA polymerase II. Gene Ontology annotation, molecular function: RNA polymerase II cis-regulatory region sequence-specific DNA binding; DNA-binding transcription factor activity, RNA polymerase II-specific. The transcript has 10 exons.
CGACGGCGGGGGCAGUGCCCGGCAAGGGGGUGGUGGGUACCGGGUGCCGAGGAGGAGCCGAGACUCGAGAAGCAGCUUUGGUUCCAUUGAUGGCGGUGGUGGACAAAGGACAAGAUGCCGGUGUCAAGAAUGCGCAUGAGGCCCUGGUUGGAAAUGCAGAUUAAUUCCAAUAAAAUACCAGGACUGAUAUGGAUUAACAAGGAUAAGAUGAUGUUUCAAAUCCCAUGGAAACAUGCAGCUAAGCAUGGCUGGGACAUGGAGAAGGAUGCCUGCCUCUUCCGGAGCUGGGCCAUUCAUACAGGAAGAUAUAAAGUAGGUGAGAAAGAUCCUGAUCCAAAAACCUGGAAGGCAAAUUUCCGCUGCGCUAUGAAUUCACUGCCUGACAUUGAAGAAGUGAAGGAUAAAAGCAUCAACAAAGGCUCCAGUGCUGUCAGGGUCUACAGGAUGCUGCCGCCCUUGACAAAGGAUCAGAAGAAAGAAAGGAAGUCAAAGUCUUCAAGAGAAGCCAGAAACAGGAGCAAGAGAAAGUCCUGUGAAGAUACGAGGACGGACGAGUCAGCAGAAAGUCUAACCAACACUCCUCUGGCAGAUGACCACAGUGGCUACAUCGUCCAUGACUACAUGGGGCAGGAAGCAGAGGUUGAGAGCACAUCCAUCACCUUAGACCUCUCCCCGUGUGAGGUGAGCGGCUCCCUGACCGACUGGAGGUCAUCGAUGGAGAUCACCAUGGCUGACAGCACCAAUGACAUCUACCAGCUCCAGGUGUCUCCCCUGGCUUCAUCCUCAGAAGGUACUUACAAAACAGUCACAGACGAAGAUGAAGAGGAAAUGAACUCGGAUAUUUUUAAGCUGCUCGAACCAGCCCAAGACUGGCACACCACCAGUGUUGGGGGGAAAGGCUUCCUCACCAACGAGCCGGGCACACAGACCAUGUGCAACACUUACAGCUACAAGGAGCAGGACGGGGAGGUCGACACAACUUCAGGAGAGCUGGAGUUCAGGUUCUUUGACCCGAAAAACAGCCUCGAGUUCCCCUGGCUGGAGACAGUGAGACCUCCCAUGCAAGUCAUUCCCUGUGGCUUGUAAACCCCUGGCUUCCUCUGACCACAAACUGCUCUUGGGUAGAAACUUUGACAAUCCUGAAGAGAAUGGAAGAAAUUGUUUGUUACUGAC